Molecule: messenger RNA, 2779 nt
Organism: Salmo salar (Atlantic salmon)
Lineage: Eukaryota; Metazoa; Chordata; Actinopteri; Salmoniformes; Salmonidae
Product: cytochrome P450 2F3
Biological process (GO): xenobiotic metabolic process
Cellular component (GO): cytoplasm; intracellular membrane-bounded organelle
Molecular function (GO): oxidoreductase activity, acting on paired donors, with incorporation or reduction of molecular oxygen, reduced flavin or flavoprotein as one donor, and incorporation of one atom of oxygen; iron ion binding; heme binding
Source: RefSeq, a predicted model, not a curated record
UUUCAUUGUGUUCCAUAGUGUUAUUUGCCCCCUAGUGGAGCUUUCUGGUACUUAGACUGUACGCAAAAAGGAAGUAGAGAACUCAUAGAACGCAUAGAAGCAGCUAAAAACAACGCUACGGUGCAGGUCUUUCAGUGUAGCUAUUUCUUGUCACGCUUCAGCCUCUGAAAAUAUUAGUUUUUUCACAACAUAAACGUUUUCAAUAUUAAUUCAAUAAAAGUCACGCCUUGGGAGUUUUAUUGAAGACUUAGUUGUUAGCUAUCUGCCUAGUUUUGCAUGGGAACGCAAUUCAAGGGCAGAAUAGAAGGUAAACACUAAAGAGAGGUGGGUUAAAAAAAGAAGAAAGAAAAAGAACAACAAGAACAAGAGACGUUGUUUGUUUUGCAGGCCGGAGUAAUGGAGAUAUGUAGUACAGUGAUGUUGGGAGGCCUGGUGUUGGUUCUACUGUGGUUGUUCAUGCUGAGGAGGAAGCGACAUGUCCGUCUACCUCCUGGACCACGUGGCCUGCCGCUGAUAGGCAACCUGCUUCAGAUGGACAAACAGGCCCCCUACAAGAGCUUCAUCAAGUGGAGUGGUGUUUAUGGGCCAGUGAUGACAGUGUAUCUGGGGCCCCAGCGGGCCGUGGUGCUGGUGGGGUACGAGGCGGUCAAGGAGGCUCUGGUGGACCAGGCUGAGGACUUCACAGGACGAGCUCCCGUCCCCUUCCUGGUCCGAGCUACCAAGGGAUAUGGCCUGGUCAUCAGUAACGGGGAGCGUUGGCGCCAGCUGCGUCGUUUCACCCUGACCACUCUAAGAGACUUUGGGAUGGGCCGUAAGAGGAUGGAGGAGUGGAUACAGGAGGAGAGCCAAUACCUCAUAGACAGUCUGAAUGGCACUAAAGCCAUGCCCUUUGACCCCCAGCCCUUCCUGAGUCGCAGCGUGUCCAACGUCAUCUGCUCCCUGGUGUUCGGCCAGCGCUUCGACUACGAGGACGACAAAUUCUUGCGCUUGCUCAACAUCCUCACGAACUUACUGCGCUUUGGAAGCACCGCCUGGGGACAGCUCUACAACAUCUUCCCCUGGCUGAUGGAACACCUGCCUGGUCGGCAGCAUGUCAUGUUCAGCCAGGUGGACGAGCUGAGAGGCUUUGUGAUGAAGAAGAUCCACGAGCACCAGGAGACCAUGGACCCAGGCAUCCCUAGAGACUUCAUAGACUGUUUCCUCACCAGACUCAACCAGGAGAAGGAUGUGUCCUCCUCUGAGUUCCAUUAUGAGAACCUGGUGUCCACAGUGUUAAACCUCUUCCUGGCAGGAACAGAGACCACCAGCACCACUAUGAGAUACGCCCUCAAUCUUCUCAUCAAAUACCCUGACAUACAGGAGCACAUGCAGCAGGAGAUCGACACAGUGAUUGGUCGACACCGCGUCCCUCGAGUGGAGGACAGGAAGUCUCUCCCCUUCACAGACGCUGUCAUCCACGAGGUGCAUCGAUUCCUGGACCUCGUCCCGCUCAACCUCCCACACUACGCUACCGAGAAUAUCUCAUUCAGAGGGUACACUAUCCCUCAGGGCACCGUGAUCCUUCCCAUGCUGCACUCUGUUCUGCGAGACAAGGACCACUGGGCCACGCCAACAACCUUCAACCCCAGUCACUUUCUAGAUAUGAGCGGAAACUUCCAGAAGAACCCUGCUUUCUUCGCGUUCUCUGCAGGUAAGCGUGCCUGUGUGGGGGAAUCUCUGGCUCGUAUGGAGAUCUUUCUUUUCCUGGUGUCUCUGCUGCAGCGUUUCUCCUUCUCCUGCCCUGGAGGACCUGACAGCAUUGACCUCAGCCCAGAGUCUAGCAGCUUCGGUAACAUGCCGCGCCGUUACCAGCUCAUAUCUACCCCCCGCUGACCAAGAGGGGAACUGCAGCUGCACCACAGGAGGAAAACUCACAAGGAGGUGUAGAGAUGAGGGACAGGUGUUUUGACCAGAUAGUAAUGCAAUGUAUGCUGAGGAUUCAGGCUAGUGUAAUCUGAUGAGUUGGAGGCUGAUCCAGGUAGCAGUGUAUCUUUCACUUUAUCAGUUUCUUUGUGUCUAAGCAAUGAAGUCAAUUUAUAUGGGGGUGAGCUAGGCAAUGAUGCUGUAUGUUAGAGGAUGCAUCACAUUGCAUAGGAAGGAAAACUAUCAGCUUAUACAAUGGGGAAGUAUUUCUACUCUUUCGCUGGCUUUAUUCAUCUUUUUGAAUCAGAAAGAAAUACUAUAUUACGUAUACAGUAUACCGUCUUUAUAAAACUUUGGAAUUUGUGUAAUUAAUUGUUCAAGGAUGACAUACAUGACAAUGCAAUAGGGUACAUAAAGAUAGUACACAUUAGGCCUAUUACAUGACAUGUUGACCUCUUGAUGUGUGGACACAUUACUAUAUUACCUAUACAGUAUACAGUCUUUAUAAAACUUUGGAAUUUGUGUAAUUAAUUGUUCAAGGAUGACAUACAUGACAAUGCAAUAGGGUACAUAAAGAUAGUACACAUUAGGCCUAUUACAUGACAUGUUGACCUCUUGAUGUGUGGACACAUAUUACGCUGCCCUAUUUUUCUAAAUGGUUCAGAGAAGGUGUGUUAACUAGCUAAUUAUGUGAUCUGUGACCUUUUUACAGGCCCCUGACUCUGUUAACUUGUUGUUGCAGAUCGGAAACCCCUUAUCUGUUUGUUUGACAAUAUGUGGUUAAAAGAUUAAUAUGAUGUAUAAAUAGACAACGUGUGUGGGAUUUCAUUCCCAUUUGACUCCCUGUUGAACCAAAUAAAAAGUUAGUAAAUGUUCA